Messenger RNA from Ylistrum balloti, 915 nucleotides. RefSeq names its product 5,10-methylenetetrahydrofolate reductase-like. Gene Ontology annotation, molecular function: FAD binding; methylenetetrahydrofolate reductase [NAD(P)H] activity. Bases 1 to 915 code for a protein of 304 amino acids. Gene Ontology annotation, biological process: tetrahydrofolate interconversion. Gene Ontology annotation, cellular component: cytosol. Lineage: Eukaryota; Metazoa; Mollusca; Bivalvia; Pectinida; Pectinidae. The transcript has a single exon. The record is from RefSeq and is a predicted model, not a curated record.
AUGAAACAAGAUAUACAAUUAACAGAGUUUAUACACGACCCUCAGUGCAAGUACACAAUAGAGGUGUAUCCACCCCGCGAUGCCAAUGAUAAAACACACCUUAUAGCUUGCUUGCAAAGAUACAGCGCACUGGGAGUACGCAUCGUGAAUAUUACAUGUCAGUCGGAUAAUAUUGACAGCACCCUAUACUUAUUGAGUAGUAUCCGAAAAGAGCUUCCCGAGCUUAUACUUGUGCCUCACAUAAAUGCGUACGCACUUGUACGUGAUACACUUGAUCAUUUGGUGCAUGAAUACGAAAAACUUGGCAUAAGUAACCUUUUUCUUAUCCGUGGAGAUAUUGAAGAAAAAGACAGAGAGUUUUUUCAAACAAUACAUGCAAGCGAUUUAGUAGAGGCGGUGCGCAAGAAAACAGAUCAGCUCUGCAUAGGUGUUGCGGGAUAUCCCGAGCAGCACUUUGAAGAACCAAAUUUUUUCCAUAACAUGCAACAUCUUAAAGAAAAAGUUGACAAGGGAGCAAGUUACGUUACUACACAGCUUUUUUUUAACAAUGAAUAUUACUUUGAUUUUGUGAAACGCUGCCGUGUAUACGAUAUACAAGUUCCCAUUAUCCCUGGAAUAACAUUUCUUAAGAACAAGAAACAUGCAGAAAAACUACUGAGCUUAGUACAAGGAACUUCAGUGCCAGCAGGGCUACUUACAGAUAUCUUCCAUGCAAAAUCUGAUGCAGAGGCGUAUGCACGAGGUGCAAAGUGGUGUCGUGAACAGGUACACGACUUACUUGUAUCGAAUGUUGUGCCACAAGUUCAUUUUUAUACGUUUAACAGGCUAGAACCAUUCGACAAGAUGAUAUCUGAGAAAACAGAUAAAAAACAGACAGUAUUUACUAGUAUUAGUAAUGCAAGGAAAGACCAAUGA